Molecule: messenger RNA, 765 nt
Organism: Malus domestica (apple)
Lineage: Eukaryota; Viridiplantae; Streptophyta; Magnoliopsida; Rosales; Rosaceae
Cellular component (GO): chloroplast thylakoid
Source: RefSeq, a predicted model, not a curated record
UGGUAUCAAAAUUCGCAAAAUUUUCUGAGAGAAGAAAUGGCAGCAAGAGCAUCAGUACUAGCUCUCCACCAAGUAAGCAAUGCGCACCGCACCUCCACCUCCUCCCCGGCGCACGCCUCCAAGCCUGCGCCGCCUCGUGGACUCGCAUUACCCGGGCGGAGACAGUUGGCGCUGUCGCUGACGUGGACGGCGGCGCUGGCAGCUGUGGCUGCGAAGGAAGUGAAGGCGGAGGACAUUGGGCUGUUUGGGCUGAGGAGGAAGGUGAAAGAGGCGGAGAAGGAAGUGGAGGUGAUAGUGAAGGAAGGGUUCGAGGCGGCGGAGAAGGGGCUGGAAACGACGGAAAAGGGGCUAGAAUCGGCGGAGAAGGGGAUAGAAUCGGUGGAGCGAGGGAUUGAAACGGCUGAGGAAGGGGUGGAAGCGGCGUUGAGCUUCGGGGGUUUGGCACAGGCUGGAGCGGUGGUGGGAGCGGAGGUUGUGGGGGUUUUGGUGGCGACUUCGAUUGUGAAUGGGAUUUUGGGGCCGGAUAGUUAGUUAGGAAUCGAGAAGUGAAAACUCGAUUUCGAUUGUGUGGGUUAUGUUGUUUUUUUUUUUUUUUUUCUUUGUGAAAUUUGGAUUAUUGGGAUUGUGCUUUAAGUUGUAAACUUCAAGUAUUUAAUUAUGAGCUAAUUAACGAGAAUUAUUGCUAAUAAUGCAUGUAAUUACAUUAUGAUGGUAAAUUUCGUGAUUAGCAACUUGUAAGGCAUUUCUAUAUGCCACUUAGUAAUA